Trichoplax adhaerens is the source of this 2025-nucleotide messenger RNA. RefSeq lists its product as uncharacterized. Gene Ontology annotation, biological process: maturation of SSU-rRNA. Gene Ontology annotation, cellular component: nucleolus; nucleus. The coding region runs from base 1 to 2025 and encodes 674 amino acids. Gene Ontology annotation, molecular function: RNA binding. The record is from RefSeq and is a predicted model, not a curated record. The transcript is spliced from 21 exons. NCBI's taxonomy places the organism in Eukaryota, Metazoa, Placozoa, Uniplacotomia, Trichoplacea, Trichoplacidae.
AUGGCUAAAAUCAAUGAUAGUUUCUUACUAUGCCGUAAUAAUGCAGCGGAAGAUUUUGUCGUUGGCAUUGCUCAACAUUCAUCUCCCAAUAGGAUUAUUGUCACCUAUGCUAAAAAGGGAAUCUAUGUCUAUGAUUAUGAAGAAAAAAGUGCCUACAAAAGUUGGUCCGUAGAGCAAAGAUACCAUGCAACAAAUUAUGCUAUCCAAGUAGAAAGUACCAACGAUUAUUACUGUGUCUUCAAUGAAAAGGAUAUUUUCCAGUGGAGCGACCAUUGCCCAACAUUCGGUGAAUUUUCUCACAUUUCUGUUGAAAAGCCAGUCUAUCGACUUCAUGCACCAACAACUACACCCAUUGUAACUUUAAACCAGCCAAUUAUAAUCUCUACGGAUGGAACUGUAGCUCUGAUGUCAUCUAGUAAUUCCAAUGGUACAAUGCCCACAACCCGUAAGAGAGCUAAAAGAACAAAACCAAAUGAUAUACAGGUCGUUUGGAGUUCAAUUUGGAGCCAAAAGAAUAAUUUUUUGUACGUAGGAAUAAUAACUUGUCGGGACGAUGAAUACUAUCUUAAUGUCAAAGAAUUACAAGAUCAAAAUCAGUCAUUUGUCGAUGUUCUGAUGGCUAAAUUAUCAAUCGACAAGCAGACCGAUCUUCUAGCGAUGGAUUACAAUUUUUCUCGAAAUAUCUUAGUCUCCCAAUGGUCGGAUAAAUCAUUACGCCAAAGUCCGAAUAUUACUAAUCUAUUACAAAGUAAAACUUCAUUAUCAGAGGAAGAUAGCCGUAUCAAUUUACAAGUAGUACAAUAUAAUUCCUUAUCCGAUGUUAAGAAAAGCCAAUCUAAGGUAUCAUUAGCUUUACUUAACUCGCAAUAUGUUGUCAGUGCCGAGAAGAGCGUUGAUGGUGAUAACACAGAAGCAAUACUGUCGUUAUGGGAUUUAACAUUUGGAACUUUGCAAUGCCGUCAUAACUUAUUGGAAAGUCUAAAGCUUGACGAAGAUAUUGCUCAAUCUUCAGAUAACACUUUACAAAUUGUGAACAUCUCUCCAUAUUUAUUUAUCGCUAUUGAUACCGCUGUGAUUGUGUGUUAUUACGAAUGUCAACCAGCUUCAUUGUUGUCUGUUUUGGGUAUGAAAAUGCCUUCAACCAGUGAUAGCAACUCUGUAUGUACAAAUACCAUUAAUAUAUCGGAUUGGAAGGGUCACGAGAAGGAUCAAAACUUACUACAAGCAUGGAAUAAGGCAGCUUCUUAUUUAUCAAAUGAAAGUAACUAUACGGCCGUGAAAAAAUUCGAAAAAGCUGUUGAUGAAGUCUUAUCUGCUUUGAGUCCUGUAAAGGGCUAUGCCAAAGCUAUGUACUGCAACGCUUUAUCUCAAUUACUGCAUCAGUGCAUCGUUAUGGAAAAGAUUUGGCCAAGAAAUGCUUUUAUAAAACUUAUUCGCGCGAAUGGGAUAUCAUUUAGUGCUUGCCCAUCACUCUUUCCGACUAUAUUCGAAAAAGAUGAUAUGGUUCUGUUUUUACUUGCUGUUAAAAAAAUUCGCAACUUAUCAGAAGCUGUUAUCGUGAGAGGGAUGAAAUAUAUUCUGUUGGCAAGCGAAUCAGUUAUUACAGAAGCAGAUAAAGAAUUAAAGAAAAACGAUGAUUCUGAAUUGAAUGAAACAUUAAUUGAAUUCAACGAUAUUCAAAUCACAAAGCGAAAGGCUGAAUACUUGUAUCCUGCUCUUGUACGAUAUUUAAUAUACUUAUUGAAGCUGUGUAUAGAUGACAAAAACCACCGAAUGAAAGCUAUCAAACAAACCUUGGUUCUAGACUGGAUAAAUGCACUGUUGGAUUCGCAUUACAUUCAGUUUACUUUAUCAAAGGAUGCACAUCAAGUUAUUAAGGAAUUAUUUCAGCUUGUUCAAACGCAAAUUCAUAUUUACGAUAAAAUUCAUCGCCUACGUGGGUUCUUAGAGUAUUUUAGAGGUUCUUUUAGUUUAUCCAAGCCAAAACAAAUCCAAAAUUAUUCUAUUGAAGUAAUAUCAUUAUAA